This is a messenger RNA of Fulmarus glacialis (Northern fulmar), 1002 nucleotides long. It is a transcript of the gene ARRDC5, whose product is annotated as arrestin domain containing 5. The coding region runs from base 1 to 1002 and encodes 333 amino acids. The transcript is spliced from 3 exons. The record is from RefSeq and is a predicted model, not a curated record. Gene Ontology annotation, cellular component: cytoplasm. Gene Ontology annotation, biological process: protein transport. NCBI's taxonomy places the organism in Eukaryota, Metazoa, Chordata, Aves, Procellariiformes, Procellariidae.
AUGUUGACAGUAAGAGCAAUUAAUCUGGUGCUGCCUGAGAUUGAGGUGCAUUUGGACGGUUCCAGCAUACAUGGCCAAUUGGUUCUGAACCUCAGGAGUACCCUGGUGGACCCUGUGGUGAAGGUGGAGCUCGUGGGAAGAGGCUACCUGAGGUGGCUUGACGACGGUAAUCCUGAACUGGACUAUGACAAGAGCACAGCUUGCACCAACCAGGCUGCCUAUGUCUCCAAAGCAAAGAAUUUCCACAUAGAGGAUGACUGGCUGGAUUCUGGUAUUCACACCUUUGACUUUCACUUCAGCUUUCUUCCAAGUAUUCCCUCCACAUUCACCAGCACAAUGGGCUGCACCUCCUACUUUGUUCAAGGGACUUGCUGCAGCUGCCAAAUUGUCUUAGCUAAUGAGGAGAGAUGUUUACUGUUGCAAGGAACUGCUGGUGACCACAGAAGACAUGUGAAAGACACUCAUGGCUCUGUGAUCCUUCGGAUUUCCCUGGAGAAAAACAUAUUUUGCCCCGGUGACACCAUUGUCUUUAUGACAGAUAUUGCCAACAGGACAUGCAAGUAUGUUAGAAAGGUCACUUUUGCUGUACACUGCAUUGUCCUGUAUAGUGGCUUCAGCAGCAGGGGAGAACAACGCUCCUUGGAAGACCGAGGCGAAGUGAUGAGGUUGGAAUCCCGGAUAAACACGGCUCCAUUUGGGGCCAUGAGAGUUACCAGUGUGCUGGUUCUGCCAAAACCCAUGUCUGUCACAAGCACUCUCAUGGAAAAUAAAAUCAUGGCAUUCAGGUACGAGCUGGUAGGCACCUCUGGCCUUCCUUGUACCACAUCCAUCAUUGUGGGCAGGGUGCCCAUCAUCAUAGCAGCCACACUGGAGCAUUCCUCUAUGCAGCAGAGCACCAUGGCUCUGUGUGAAAAUGAAGGCGACGUCUCAAAGGGGGUGAGCCUUCACAGAGACAUUUCUGAGAUUUACCCAGGAGCAAUUGCCAGCAGAUCAAUGGAAUAA